AUGUCAACUUCCAAGAGAAGCUUGAGCCUGGAGAUAGAAAAGAAGAAGACCGAGGCCAAGUUACUCUUGAGAAGAUUUUCAAGCAGCAAAGGUCGAACAGAUCAAAUCCAAACUCAAACCUCAUCACCACGAAUCACUCCCUCUGAUCCCUCGCCGCGUGGGAAUAAACGUGCAUUUCUUUGCGCAGUCACCUACAAGAAGCAAAAGUACGAGCUCAAAGGAACUGCACAAGAUGUCAAAAACAUUCAAGAUUUACUCCUCACAAACCUCGGAUUCCCACCCGAAUCCAUCCUCGUUCUUGCAGAGGAUGAUUUUAACUUGCCUCCGACCAAGGCAAAUAUCGAAGAAGGCUUUCGGUGGCUGAUGAAGGGAGUUCAGCCAAAGGACUUGCUUGUAUUCUACUUCUCCGGGCAUGGCUUGAGACAGCGCGACUUUGUCCGGGACGAGGUUGAUGGAUUCGAUGAAACCAUCUGCCCUCUCGAUUUUCAAACUAAUGGAAACAUCGUGGAUAAUUACAUCAACAAAGUCCUUGUUCGACCAUUGAUCAAAGAUGUCAAGCUUCAUGCUAUCAUUGAUUGCUGCCAUAGCGGAACUGUUCUCGACUUGCCCCUCGUGUACAACAUGGUUAAGGAAAAAUGGGAAGAUAACAGACCUCCUUCCGGCGACUAUAAAGGUACGGCCGGGGGAACGGCGAUCUGCAUCAGUGCGUGCGAGGAUUACCAAUUGGCGGCAGAUACAACAGCUUUUUCAGUCGAGAAAGAAAUGAACGGCGCGAUGACAUGUGCAUUUAUAAAGGCGAUCAAAGAGGCAGCCAACAAACAGGAAGGAAUAACUUACCAUGGCAUACUGCAUUCCAUGCACGACACCCUCGAGCAAGCACACGAAUCAGGAUGUUUCAUUCCAGGAAUACGCAGGAUCUUCCAUCGAAGGAUCUUACAGGUACUUAGUCGAAACAAUGAGCAAUACAGACUUUUAGAAUCUAUUGCUUUAUGGAGAAAAUUUAACAACUUUAUUUAUGGACAAAUGUUCAGGAUCCAUUACUGUCAUCUUCAGAAAAGUUCGACAUCGCUGCCACAAAGUUCGAGCUAUAGUUAUGCAGAAUGA
This is a messenger RNA of Andrographis paniculata, 1104 nucleotides long. RefSeq names its product metacaspase-3-like. The record is from RefSeq and is a predicted model, not a curated record. NCBI's taxonomy places the organism in Eukaryota, Viridiplantae, Streptophyta, Magnoliopsida, Lamiales, Acanthaceae. Gene Ontology annotation, biological process: proteolysis. Bases 1 to 1104 code for a protein of 367 amino acids. Gene Ontology annotation, molecular function: cysteine-type endopeptidase activity. The transcript has 4 exons.